AUGGUCAUCAUCGAUAGUGUUCGUUUUUAUCCUUCGUUCUGGUAUUGCAUUCGGGUGCUAGUGCCGACGUUCUUCAACGACUCCUGCCGUCGUGUCCAGCUUUAUGUGGCGGUGCUGCAUGUACUGGUCACCUUGUGGUUCCCACUGCAUCUGCUGUUGCAUCUUCUGGGGCAUUUGUCUCCGGAGGACCUCUUGAUGAACCUGUCCAUGUCCUUGACCUGUGUGGCCUGCAGCCUGAAGCAUGUGGCCCAUUUGUAUUACCUGCCGGGGAUCGUGGAGCUGGAAUCCCUGAUCGAACAGUUGGAUACGUUUAUCUCGAGCGAACAGGAACAUCGUUAUUACCCGGCUCGUGCUAAACGCUUAACGCAAUGCCUCUACAUAAGUUUUGGCCUGAUUUAUGUGGUUUUCCUAUUUGGUUUAUUCGUCCAGGUCAUUAGCGGCAACUGGCAGCUUAUAUAUCCCGCCUAUUUUCUAUUUUUAAUAGUUACAAAAUCAUUCUUUAAAGAGACUUUAAUGUUUGUAGCCAAAUUCCACCACCUGCAGUCGCGGACCAUCAGCGAAGUGCAGCUCGUCCAGUUGGGCGGCUGCGGGGUCACCCUGUGCAUCAUUGUGUCCUACGUGCUGUUCUUUGUGAGCGACACCAUCUACACCAUCUCGCUGCAGCUCUUUACCAGCUGCUUCUUCGCCAGCGAGGUGGGUGAGGAGGUGGCAAAGUACGAACAGUCGCGGGCUCAUCGAUACGACCUGCUCGCCUUUACCCAACUGGUUAUCAAGGCGGGCGGCAUCAUCGAGCUCAAUCUAAAUGCCUUUUUCGCAAACAUUAAGAUGGCCUACUCCCUAUUUGCUGUUGUGGUGCAGAUGAAGGGUAUACAGAGUGGAUGGUUAAUUAAAUAG
Drosophila gunungcola (fruit fly) is the source of this 894-nucleotide messenger RNA. RefSeq names its product odorant receptor 33c (gene Or33c). Gene Ontology annotation, molecular function: olfactory receptor activity; odorant binding. The record is from RefSeq and is a predicted model, not a curated record. NCBI's taxonomy places the organism in Eukaryota, Metazoa, Arthropoda, Insecta, Diptera, Drosophilidae. Gene Ontology annotation, cellular component: membrane. Gene Ontology annotation, biological process: sensory perception of smell.